This is a messenger RNA of Encephalitozoon romaleae SJ-2008, 870 nucleotides long. RefSeq lists its product as hypothetical. The record is from RefSeq and is a predicted model, not a curated record. The transcript has a single exon. Bases 1 to 870 code for a protein of 289 amino acids. NCBI's taxonomy places the organism in Eukaryota, Fungi, Microsporidia, Unikaryonidae.
AUGGCGGACACCGAUAGCGAAAAGAAAAGCCAGUGCAGACAGUUAUGCCCGAUAAAGAUUCCGUUGAUGAGCCCUCUUAGAGACAUGAUAGUUAGGGAGGUUGGGGAUAAGGCUUCAACUGUCAUCGAUGUUAUUGAAGGCAUUGUGCCCACUGUAUCCCCUGAGAGCAUGUACAGCGAACUAGUAGAGGCAUUGAUUCCAGUGAUAGACCAGAGAGCCAAGGGAUUGGUAGGAAAGGUCAUGGCAUACAAGAGAAAGACCUGCAGGGAUGGAGAUGAAUGUAGGACGAAGAACUGCAUUUUUCUGCAUGGAUGGGACAGAAGAGGCGGGGAAGGUGCAUCUGGGAAUUCAGGACUGAAAGGAAAGGAAGAGGGUGUGGACAUUGUUGAGACUGCCCCAAAGAGAAGGAAGAUAACAGAGUCCAAUGAAAACAAUGAGGUAGUAUUCAAUAAGGUAAAUGAAUCAAGGCAUAAUCCAGAAGAUCUUAAGACCUAUGCAGCAAGAUUUGGGAGGAUUACUAACUUCAAGAGACUUAACCCUGAGAAAUACCUCGUUGUUUUUGAGGAUCCAGAGUCUGCCAACGAGCUAGUGAAAUCAUCUGAGCUUGUACUAGAGGAUCCUGGGAUCAAGAAAUUCUACAACGUCAUAGAUAACCUUGUCAAGGUUGAGCUUAGAAAAUUGUUUGAGGAGCAGGAGAUUAUUAUAGAUAAAAUGUCUACUGACUUUUCUGCAGCACUACUUGGGCAUCUCAGAAAUAUAAACAUCAGAAUAAGGGCUCUGGUUCUGAAGGAUAAGUCCAAGGAUGGUAGCGGGGUAGACAACAAAAGAGGGUUUGACCAAGAGAACAGCCUUUACUAUAAUUGCUUUUGA